AUGGGAAAAGAGAAGAAAAGUGAAGAUAGAAGGACAGAAGCGAAACCAAAAACAACAGAACGAGUCCAUGCUGAUUUGGAAGCGACUGUUGAAGAAGAGAAACAACAACGUCCCGACAACUAUUACUACCUACUUCCUGAUCCGAUGCAUCAGAAAUCCACGUGUACUUGGACUCCCCGACGCACAGCUCGCCAAGACUACAUAGAAGAGAAACGCACCCCCGGAUUCCACCGUCGCCAACUGCAACCCAGACGCUGGGUUAGAAUUGCAAGACCAGGCCGAAGGGAAGGCACAUAGCCGGGAACAACGCGCUUGCAUCUGUAUCAGCAGCAAACAAUUGUGGCUGUGAUUUUCCAGCCCAAACAAAUCUUGCACACAGCUUGCGCAAGCUGUCCAAAAAGACCCAAGCCCGCCAGCUCCGAAACCCCCGCCCUGCUCUCGAUCCGCCUCUUGGUACUGCCACUCCGGCCAUUUCAGCAACCCAAGUUGUCUGCCUGCUCCGCGACUAUCUCCAUUGCCCAGGUCGUCCGGACCACAGCAACAUCUGCGAGACAGAACAGGCAAAUCCCUCGUUGGUGACUCACUCCACGUCCCCUUCCUCCGUUGGCCAACUAGGUACCUGCCCACCUAUCUACCUACCUACCUAUUUACCUUUCCACCGGGUGCUUUGCUCCAGCCAUCGGCAGGCCGAAACUCAAUUUGGCGCUUGCCUUGCUCGACUCGCAGCCGCUGGACAUUAACGGCGCAACCUCCCCCGACGGCCACCUCAUUGCCAUACGUCGCUUUCUUUUUUACAUCCCCUUAUCAUCUCUUCCUUCCUGUUUAUUUUCACCUACCCGAGCUGAGAGAUCCCCUGCACGCUGCUCUCCCCUCUAACCCUCGAGUGCGCCCGCAGUGACAGCAGCCCCAGAGACAAUCGUGGAAAGUCGCACAAACAAAGAACGAUCGGCAGGGAUCGCGGCGCACUGCAAAUCUGAGCCGGCUUCCGACCCCGAUCUUAGCCUAGCCACCAUCCAUCUCCAGUUUCUCUCAUCAACACUUACCCAGACCGCAUUUCCCGCGGAGGAACCCUUUCGUCUCCAAAGCUCCACUGCCCCAACAGGCGGCGCUCCUUCCAUUGUACCACACGCUCGGGAAGUUUCGAACUGCUACGCUCAGAGUGUUCAACCCUUGCUCCAGAAGCAAACACAUCGCCAUUAAGUUCUUAAAGCCGUCAGCCCAACUUGGUUGCACGUUCCGCUUUGGUGUCCGCGCAUCACAUAACGCUACACUGUCUCGUCCCCAAGUCCCGAGUACAUUCCUUGACGUCAGCAAGUCCAGAAAAUCGAGGUACUAGAGCCCCGAAGGUCGACAGCAACUGAGUCGAACGACUGUUAGUCCCCGACCCGUCCGAACCGGCGACAAGUACUCCGCCCUAUCCGUCUCGCACACUUCUCAUAACCACAUACUGCUGUUCUCUCUCUUGCCCGCCGCCUCUUACCACCUUUGCCUCAGUCUAUUAUCCUGCCUCUUGGUAGCUUGUCAGAGAGGAAGCGGCAGUCGAAAAAGCACAGUAGCAAUAGCAGUAUCAAGACCACACACACCGCCGCCUUAGACCCCUCAUAGGCCCCCUCCUCCCACCGACACCAGGAAGAGUUGCCCUCCUCCUCCUCUUUCUCCUUCUCGUCCACCACCGCCGGUUUUCACUUUCUGCGCAACGUCAAGCGUCAGACGCAGGCCAAGCCAAAGCAUUCUCGUCACAACUCAAAAGGAACAACAGCCGCCGUGCACCUACAUCAUUACCCACCACUCAUCCUCUCAAAUCCCAUAGCAGAGAACAACCCCCCUCUCGUUUUCAAUCUACGUACUCGUCAAGUUACACUGGACGGAAGGCGUUUGUCACUGUCCACCUAUUCUUCCCCCAAAGCCAGCCAGCCCAGUCCAGCCCAGCCUCGGGGCUGCUCCUCUUGCACCGCACCACCACUUCCACUUCCUCUUACUCACAUUACGACCCCCCGGCUCCCCGACACCGCAUUUCCAUCCCGUCGCAGCAAAACGAGCCAACUCCUCUCCCUCUUCCAUCUCGCUCCAAAACCCGACGAACACUAUUAUUCUUUUCUCAUCUGCCUUGUUCCAAUAGCACCAGACAGCUAUCACCCACCCUUGGACAUAUUGUGCGACAGCCGGACAGAGCCGUCCUCUCCCUCAACUCUCUUCCACCCUCGCAUCGCUCCGACUCCAAGGCCGCCUUACUUGCCUAGGACGCCACCCCCCUCCCCCCCGCACCUGACUGCACUGCAUUGAAUGGCCGUGUAACAACGGUUCUGUUUGCUGUCAGCCAACACCGCAUAGUCUCGUCCAUUCUCUCUGACACAACCUCUAUCUCUGCCUCUCUCGCUCG
Colletotrichum destructivum is the source of this 2380-nucleotide messenger RNA. RefSeq lists its product as uncharacterized. The record is from RefSeq and is a predicted model, not a curated record. The transcript is spliced from 6 exons. Bases 1 to 297 code for a protein of 98 amino acids. Lineage: Eukaryota; Fungi; Ascomycota; Sordariomycetes; Glomerellales; Glomerellaceae.